AUGGCUUCAAACAUUUCGAUCGAUUUGAAUGAACCUCCUUAUGACGUAGAAAAUGAUGUCUCGAUAUCUUCACAAAACAUUAUAGUCGAGCUAAAUGCCGACGAAAGACCGGAAAUUGGAUACCACGUUAUCGAGCUCGAUUUAAAUCAGAUUUUCGAAGAUGAUGACGAAGCGAGGUCCGAAUCAUCCGUGGAAGAGAUAGUUAGCCAACAAGCCAAUGGUGGAGAAGGAAAUAGAGAAGGUGUAGUUCAAGGACACGUAAUAUCGGGUGGACAAGAGAUUUUCAACGAGUUUGACGGCCGCAAUGGUGAAACAAGGGAAACAAGCCAAGGAAAUGUUCAAGGGAGAAAGAACAGGAUCCUAACUGACGUUGAACGGUGGGCAAUUUACCAUGCUUUAUUGGAGAAAAGUGUAAAUGGUAAAUUAAAAAAGAACACAACAAAAGAAGGAACAGUUCGAUUGAAGGUGGAUCGGAAGAACUUUAGUCAU
This is a messenger RNA of Striga asiatica, 489 nucleotides long. The record is from the annotation of a GenBank genome assembly. Lineage: Eukaryota; Viridiplantae; Streptophyta; Magnoliopsida; Lamiales; Orobanchaceae.